Molecule: messenger RNA, 2607 nt
Organism: Mytilus trossulus (common blue mussel)
Lineage: Eukaryota; Metazoa; Mollusca; Bivalvia; Mytilida; Mytilidae
Product: sodium- and chloride-dependent glycine transporter 1-like
Exons: 14
Coding region: 125-2086 (653 amino acids)
Biological process (GO): sodium ion transmembrane transport
Cellular component (GO): plasma membrane
Source: RefSeq, a predicted model, not a curated record
GCCUCUUCUAAAUUUCCAUGUUUUCAAGCAUGCCAUUUGGGAUUGGUAGCGCAGACGGGAAAAUUAUUUCAUUCAUUCAUUGAUUUUUCAGAGAAACAGACGUGUUUACUUUACAUGAGAAACUAUGGAAAAAUAUUUAACAGCAAAAGAGAAGGCAUUGGAAGAUGAUAGUGAUUCUUCUCCCAUGAACAGCCAGUCCAGUAUUGAAAGUGGAGAUGAAAAUGAAGAACGUGGAAACUGGUCAGGCAGAUUGGACUUUUUCUUAUCAUGUGUUGGUUAUGCUGUUGGUUUAGGGAACAUUUGGAGGUUUCCAUAUCUGUGUUAUAAAAGUGGGGGAGGAGCAUUUUUGAUCCCCUAUGUGAUAUUUUUGGUGCUAUGUGGUAUGCCGUUAUUCUUUAUGGAAGUCAGCUAUGGACAGUUUGCCAGUCUCAGUCCUAUUACUGUCUGGAGGAUGUCACCUCUCUUUAAAGGUGUUGGUUAUGGUAUGGUUAUAAUCUCAGGGAUAGUGUGUGUUUAUUACAACAUUAUAAUAACAUGGACAUUGUACUUCCUGUAUAUGUCCUUCAGAGCAGUCCUGCCGUGGAGCAGCUGUGAUAAUUCGUGGAACACUGAGAAUUGCUACUUACAUUCUGACAAAGAAACCACCGACGUAAACUCUACUUCUUUCAUGUGGAAUGCAACUUCUGUUGGAAAUAUGACACAUGAAUUGUUAAAAUAUGUAAAUACAACUGAUAUGCUUAAAAAUGAAACAGUGAAACAGAUCACGCCCAGUGAAGAGUUUUGGGAGAAUCGUGUGUUGAAGAUGACUGAUGGGAUAGAAAACUUUGGUGGCAUCCGAUGGGAGCUGUUGAUAUGCCUGAUUAUUGCCUGGGUUCUGGUGUUCCUCUGUCUCUGUAAAGGUGUCAAGUCAUCCGGAAGGGUUGUGUAUGUCACAGCCACGUUUCCUUACUUGGUCUUGUUGAUCCUAUUGAUACGAGGAGUGACUUUACCAGGGGCAUCAGAAGGGCUCAAAUUCUACCUCAUUCCACAAUGGGAAAAGUUAGCCACAUUUCAGGUGUGGGGAGAUGCUGCAGUACAGAUAUUUUACUCUGUUGGUAUGGCCUGGGGAGGACUUAUUACAAUGGCUAGUUACAACAAAUUUCACAACAAUGUAUAUAGAGAUGCUAUGAUAGUGCCAUUGAUUAACUGUGGAACCAGUAUCUUUGCUGGACUAGUAAUUUUCUCCAUUCUUGGAUUCAUGGCCCAUGAGACGGGUGACAGGAUUGAAGAUGUUGUUACACAAGGACCAGGUCUUGUGUUUGUUGCAUACCCAGAAGCCGUAGCUAAAUUACCCAUUUCACCAUUGUGGGCAGUGCUAUUCUUCUUGAUGUUACUGACCAUUGGACUGGACAGCCAGUUUGGAAUGUUUGAAACUAUGACCAGUGCAUUCAUUGAUGAAUUCCCAGAAUAUUUAAGAAACAGAAAAGUUCUGUUUACAGCUGGCAUGUGCUUUGUUGAAUUUUUACUUGGAUUACCCUGUAUAUUUGAGGGAGGUAUCUACUGGCUACAGAUUAUGGACUGGUACUGUUCCACUUUCUCUCUUAUGCUGUUAUCUUUAACUGAAUGUGUGGUUAUCGGAUGGAUUUAUGGGGCAGACAGAUUCUAUAUGGAUAUUGAGUUGAUGAUUGGAUACAAACCAACAAUCUGGUGGAAAAUAUGCUGGAAAUAUAUCACUCCAGUUGUAAUUGCUUUUGUAUGGUUGUUCAGUGUAACACAGUUGAAACCUGUUAGCUAUGGUGAUUACCAGUACCCAUCAUGGGCCAUUGUCUUGGGUUGGAUGUUGGGAUUGGUGUCGUUGGUACCUAUUCCAGUUUGUAUGGGUGUCGCUAUCUACAAAUGUAACGAAGGAACAAUAUUACAGAGAGUCCAAAAGUUGUUGAAGCCUGACGAGUCUUGGGGACCAGCAGUAGAGAAAUACAGAUUAGAAUAUGAAGCCUCAAAAGAGUCCAGUUCAUCCACUGCACCUAUAUGUAUAUCUUAUAGAACUGAUGUUGUUAGCUUAUCAGAUGUUAAAAAGCAACCAGAAGGACAGAAUUUUGUUCUAUGAUGUGUAAAUGGAUAGAUAGACAUUUAAUGAUUGUUUGUGAAUAUUCCACCAUUUUGACAUUUGUAUGUUGAUUAGAUCUUGAUAAGUUAUGCUUGUGCUAUCUGGUCAAAGGGUUGCAAAUGUGCACUAUUUGAUAACACAGUUACACAUGUGCACUAAACAAUAACACAGUUACAUAUGUGUUCUCUGUGCUGUCAGAGACUACGCAGGAUAUCAGAGUUGUGUCGUAUUUAUUUGAAAAGUUGAAUGUAAAAAACUAGAAAAAGGACACUUGUGUUCAAAUAUUGUUUACUGAAUGGACAUAAAAUGGUACUAUUUGAAAUCUCAAUUAUUAGAUCUGUUAAACAUCUGUAUCUUCAUGUAUGUAAAGAGUUAAAGUUCAUGCAUAACAUGGUAUCUGUUUUGAUAUGGGAUCAAACAUAUAGACCAAUGUCCAUUUAUGCAGAGGCCUUUACUUCAAAAUGAUCAAAGAUUUUUAGAAAAGUUUUAGUUUAUUAGAUUUUAUAUUUGAAAGAUUUACA